This is a messenger RNA of Chara braunii, 1626 nucleotides long. NCBI's taxonomy places the organism in Eukaryota, Viridiplantae, Streptophyta, Charophyceae, Charales, Characeae. The record is from the annotation of a GenBank genome assembly.
GGAUUGCAGGACGACAGGGUGGCAGGAAGGGAGGAUGGGAGGACGGCAGUAAGGGAGAAUGGGAGGAUGGGAGGAUGGCAGGAUGGCAGGAUGGAAAGGUGGGAGGCUGGCAGGAUGGGAGGAUGGGAGGCUGGCAGGAUGGGAGGAUGGGAGGCUGGCAGGAUGGCAGGAUGGCAGGAUGGCAGGGUGUCGCGUCGAAGCCCCGCCAUCGGAUGGUAGGAUGGGAGGAUGGGAGGAAGGGAGGAUGGUCGGAUGGUCCAGUGGUGGGAUGGCAGGAUGGGAGGAUGGCAGGAUGGCGGAAUGGCAAGAUCGGAGGAUGGUAGGGCAGCAGGAUGGGAGGAUGGGGGGAUGGGAGGAUGGCAGGAAGGAAGGAUGGCAGGAUGGGAGGAUUGCAGGAUGGCAGGAUGGCAGGAUGGCAGGAUGGGUGGAUGGGAGGAUGGGAGGACGGGAGGGUGGUGGGAUGGGAGGAUGGGAGGACGGGAGGGUGGUGGGAUGGGAGGAUGGUCGGAUGGUCGGGUGGUGGGAUGGCAGGAUGGCACGACGGUCGGGUGGAGCGGUGGAGCUAGACCAUUGUAUGGUGGGGUGUCGCGUUGAAGUCCGACCAUCGGAUGGUGGGGUGUCGCGUCGAAGCCCCGCCAUCCGAUGGUGGGGUGUCGCGUUUAAGCCCGACCAUCGGAUGGCGUGGCGCAACGAUGGGGUGAUGGCGACAUGGUCGAACGGUUGUGCGGCUGGACGUUUGAAGGUGCACGGUUCAGUCAAAGACUUCCUCGACGUGCGUAUUGGUGGUUACUCCACUCCGCACUUGUUCAAGUUCUAUAUGGACGGAGACAACCCUGCGAUGGUCUACAAAGAGCAUUGCAAUGACAGUGAAUGGAUGCCGGAGGGCGGAGCAAUUUACUGGUUCAAGCGGGAUAGAUACGGGAGAUGGGCGGGGCCGUCUUUUCCGUUGGAACAGUUUGCCUUGAAGUUGAACUUGGACAACGGAGACUUUGUCAAACGUCGCCAAGGUGUCAGUGCCUUGGUCGAGGAGUGGAAAGACGAGCGACCAGAAUUCGAGAAACACGAAGAAUGGAAACGUCAGUUGGAAAUAAGUCGUCUGGACUACUGGGACAAACAGUCAGACAUGUUCAAUAAGCUGGAACAGGAAAAAACCUCGCAACCUGCUCCGUUGUCAACUCCGUUCUGGCCAACACGGAUGACGGGAAGCGUAGAAGAGGUGAAGGUGAAACUUUCUAUUGCCGAUUCGCCGCCGAGGAAACCAUGUUUCGUAGGUUAUAAAAGUGAUGCCCCGAAACCGGAGUUCGACCCGACAAAGCAUAUUGAUAUCGGUUGAUGGUCGGGCGCUCGGAUGGCAGGACGGUGGGGUGGUCGGGUGGUGGGAUGCGAGGAUUGGAGGAUGGGAAGAUGGCAGAAUGGCGGAAUGGCAAGAUGGGAGGAUGGUCGGGCGGCAGGAUGGCAGGAUGGCAAGGUUGCAGGAUGGAAGGAUGGCAGAACGGUCGGAUCGAGCGGUGAAGCUCGACCAUCGUAUGGUGGGGUGUCGCGUUGAAACCCGACCAUCGGAUAGUGGGGUGCCUUGUUGAAGCCCCCCAUCGAAUGGUAGGAUGUCGCGUCGAAGCCCGACCAUCG